AUGGAUGGACCACUGACCAUCCCCUUUACUACUCCAGUGAUGUUGACACUUUGUUUUCCUUUCUGUCUGUUUCAGGUCGCCAAUCAAGUGGUGCAGGCGCUUCUCACCCAGAAGGACCUGAGGGAGGAGUGCCUGAAGCUGCGGACUCGAGUCUUUGACCUGGAGCAGCAGAACCGGGCGCUGGGAGUUCUCUUCCAGCAGCGGAUCAAGCCCGCCUCGGACCUGCUCCUCCAGAAACUUCACUCUCGCAUCAUGGAUCUAUCGGCGGCAGAUUUGCUUUUGGAGCCGGAGAGAAGCAAGGCGUUCUUACUUUCCCGGAAUACCGACUCCCCCUCCAGUGAUGUUCAGUUGAAUGGAAAGUCAGGUCUCCCUGUGGCCAAGUGCCUGAGCCAGCUGAGUCUGACGGCACCCGCGUACCCGCGCAGCAGCUGCAGCAGUAGUGAGCUGUCCCUGUCGAGCGCGUGCAGUGAAUUCUCCAGCGGCUCCUACACCUGGAAUGACGGACGCUCCUGUGGGAGGAUGUCAUCGCUGACCUGGGAGAAGAGGCUGAGUUUGGGUUCGUCGGCUCCGAGUAACAUCAGUGCCCCCGCGGAGGAGCAGCCGCCCACAAGGCGCAAGGAGAGCAACAUACUAGAGGGACUGAGAAAGCUCCAGAGGAGGAAACACAGGAGCUCCUCUGCUUCUUCGUCCAAGGUUUCCAAGUCGACCGACAAAGACUGCAUGAACUCAAACGAGGGCAUCUACUCCCUGGGUGUAAAGAGCGGCACCAAAGGGGUGUCCAAGCCUACCCAUGUGGUUGGAGCUUUAGCCAUUGGGGGCAAGACGUUCGCCUACGACUCUGACGAUGCCGACGAUGAAUUGGCUCAUUCCAGUCGAGUGGACGACGUCCCCACGAAGGACGGCUGGUUCUACUGUAAGAGGCUCUCCCGCAGCAUCUCAGACAGUUUGUGUAGCUGGGAGGGGCUGCAGGACAGCGGAGGUGACUGCAGCUCAGUGCCGGGGGCUUUAAAACACCUCCCUGGCUGUGACUCCAAAGAGCGUCCCGAGAAACUCCUGAGUUUCAUCAACAGUUUUCUCCCCGAGGGAGGGAGGAAAUCGGCUUUUACGAAACCAUCCCUGCUGCACUUCAACCCUUCUGACCCGGUGGGUCCAAAUCCUCUCUCUGACAUGGAUGAUUCGGAGGAGCUCAACUCUGAGUCCAGUGACAUCCGAAUGUCCCUCAGCCAGCCGCCGGAGCGAGCGGAGAGGGAAUCCAAGAGGCCGUCACGGGACGCCGCCAAGCUCCUCGCACAGCAGUGGUUGCGCAAAGAGCAGGGACGCACCCAGUCUGCAGAUGGGAGGCCCAGGCCCUUCAGUCUGAUCACGGACCCCAACGGGGAAAAGUUCGCUCAGUCGGAGGAGAGCGUUUUGGCAAUAUUUGAUGCGGAAGGGGAGCCUAUUGAACUUUGUGCUCAGAAGCUCACAGCAGGUGCUGGGCCACGGAGUGACACUCAAAGUGGCAAAGUAAUUGCCAAUUACGCAGAACUAUUGCCCCGGGAGAGGCCAACAAGGCAAAAAUCAGCAAAUGCACGAAACUACACUGUUCUUGAGUCUCCAGAGAAGCCAUCGGAUUACCUCAUCAACAGCGAGGGCAGUGCAGAAAGGCUGUCAAUGCAGCUGACUCCACAGAGGAAACUAAUCAAACCCCCAAGCAACCGACCCAAUAAAGGCCAUUCCAUUCCUCCCGUAAACGACUCGGUUGCCCAGACGUCAGUUUCUUCGAAGAUUCCCGGUCGAAACAAACCUGUAGGAUCGCCACUGAGAAUAUCUAAGGGCUGUUCCACUGAACCAAGUAACAGCGGAAACUCCAGAGCCACCGGCCAGGAGAAACCCUCCUCCUCUAACGCAGUUAAAAUGCCCAGGUUCAUCAAAACACCAGGCAUCUGCUCCCAGAGCCCAAAGGCAGUGAGCUCCAAGCUCCCCAGCAGGGCCGAAAGGAGGAAGGGCUCCUCCUCCAGUUCCCCGCGCCUCUCGAGGCGGCACCUGGAGUACGAUGACAAUGGCGAACAGCCGACCAGAGACAAACACUGUGAAACCAGCAAAAAUAAACUCAGGUCCCCUUCUCCGCCCCCUCCCCCGGGCCGCACCACCUCCUUACUCAUCAGACCAAAUUACGAAGGGUCGCCUCAAGCACAUAAAACAUGGGUGGCUCAAACCUCCGCACCGACCACUGUGAGGGGCCCUCCUCCAAGUUACCACACCUCACUUGUACCAAAUAUGCAAAGCACGCUACCCAUCAAGGAUAAAGACUGUUUAGACUUGGAUGCAGGCUACGGGACCGCACUCGCACCUCAGAAACUGGUUGAGAAAAGCAUUCAGCACCUUCAAAAGCUCCCCGCCACGACGCAGACGACUAGCAAAGGCACUUCCAAGAGGAUGACCGCGAAAGACUACCUCCCCUCUGCAAACUCAGGGUGUGCUCCAGAAACUGACAAUGCACCUAAAAGCUCAAAGAAUGUCCCCCCUCCAUACAGUGCCCUCAGAGGGUCCUCGCUUCAAAACUCAUUUGCAAGUAAAAGAGGGUCAACCCAUGAUAAUGUCCACGAGACCUCCAUUAGUUUACCUAUAGCUCUUCAGGACCCCACUCAAGGUAGAGUGGAACCGCCACGGGGGAAAGCAGUAGUCAGUCCACCCAGCUCUGUCGUGAUCUCGCCCAACAGCGCAGAAAAAGCCUCAAGAACUCGCAUCCCAAUGGGAUUCAAAGCAUUUUUAAAAUCUCCUCCCAGCCAUGAAAAUAGUCCCGCCAUACCAGGAAAGCAAGAGAAAGAUCAUAUCAACUCAGUCUCCAAGGAGACUGUGACUUUAAAUGCUUCUACCCAGUAUGACAGUGUGCAGUCCGUGUACAGCAUUGAUUCAUCAUACAAGGCGUCUGUGCCAGAGGGGAAAGGUGAUGUCCAGUGUAGGUUAGCGGAUGAUAAAGGGCAUGCUUCUGAGUUGCCAGAGGAGGAGAAUUGUGGGAAAAGGAGUAGUCAGCUUUUCUCCAGAUCCAUAUCUGUUACUACCAAACCCCAUCUUAAGCCAGCCUUGGGGAUGAAUGGGGCCAAAGCCAGGAGCCAGAGUUUCAGUUCCAACUACAUUGAGAAACCUAACAUCAAUGCUCUGGACGGACCCGGAAAAAUCCGCACUCAGAUCAUCACCAACACGGGUGAAAGGGGAAACUCUUUGUCGAGGCAGACUUCAUUGGAGGUACCGAGCGUCGGGGAGAGCCCUGUACAUCCCCCCAGGACGAGGCUUAGCCACUACGGAGGCAUGACCGGCUCCAACAGCCAGAACGUCCUCCCUGAGAGAACUUCUAAAUCGGGCUCCAAAGGUGACGGGUCGCAGGGGGAGACCGUCGCCCCACCAUCUCAAAAAGCGUCGCGCAGCCUACCCAUCAGUGACAGGCUUGGCUUGAGCAAUGUCCGUAAGACAACAAAAGUGGCGUCUCAUCCACAAUUUAAUGCUCCCUCCUCUUGUGUCAAUCGCUCAGAAAAUCCAGCGCGAGAGACGGAAUGCUCGCCAACAGCCGCCAACGAGGCCGAUUUUAGCGGGCAAGUCAAAUCCCAAGCAGACUCUGUGGAUACGGAGGAGAAGAAAAUCAGCCCAACGGUCUGCACUAUCGAAGAAAAAGUCAUGAUGGGAAUUGAAGAGAAUUUGCAGAAAUGUCAAGAACAGGAGAAAGUAGCUGCCAGCGAGACCAAGCAGAAAACAGGCCCAUCUCUGGCAAACUGGUUCGGCCUCCGCAAGAGCAAACUCCCAGCUCUGAAUGGUAAGAAAGUAGACCCUCCGAAGGGGAAAGAGGAGAGGAAAGAAUCAAAGAUUGGAUCCGUGCUGGCGGGCAAACAGAUGAAGUCUGACAAGAGGAAGGAUAAGAAGAAAACUGAUAACCAGCAGAGGGACAGUCUGGAGGGGCAGAGUCUGUCUGAGAUGAACAAUAAACUGAGCACCAUCAUGGAUCACUGCAACAAUCAGAUGGGUCAGAUUGCCAGCCAGAUCCAGUGUACGACGGCCUUCAUCGGCAAAGACCAGUUUGUGAAAGAGCUUCUUGGCAGGACUGCUGUGAAGGGCAGCUGUGUGUCUGCGUUGCCGCCCGCGAUCUCCACACCCAGGAAACGCGCCGAAGGGAGGGGAGAUCUGGCGAUCUGUGCGGACACUGCUACCCUGUUAAUGACUCAGAAGAUCACCCUGAGGGCUGAAAAUGAUGAGCAACACAUCCCAGACUCCGCUUGCCCAGACCACAUGAUAGGCUCCGGCUGUCAGACCAGGACCCUGGACAGCGGCAUCGGCACCUUCCCUCUCCCCGAUUCCGUCAGCAGGGCCGGCGGUCGCCACGUCCCCAAAUCUGAGCCCAGCCCCGACGCGGCGCCCGCCGGCUCCUCCGACCCAGACCGGGGGCCUGCCCCGCCUCCCCCGGAGCCCGACGUGAAAGUGCCUUCCCGCCCCAAAACCCACCCGCAUGCCCCUUCCAGCAUGGUUCACUCCCUGUCCGAUCAGAGCGUGGCCCACGACGACAGCGCACCGGACGCCCAGAGCCGCCUGCCCAGAUUAGCUUCUUCGGAUUCAAUCCAAACAAAGAGGUUGAGUCUCUGCUCUCCACGCAGCGGCAUCUCCAUGGAGGACAAAGAGACGGACGCAGAGAGGAAGAUGAAAGCCCGCGAUCAUCAAAUGCCCAGUGAAAGAGACCUGCAAGUGGUCACAUACUCGGGGAGCAGCAGCGACACAGAGACUGAACCUGAAGGACCUGGACGCUCUCCACCCAGGACCCCGAUCGACAGGCCCAAGAAGCGUGACUCAGUGGACCAGAACGAGGAGACCCUGACGAGAAGCGGCGCGGGGAAACCCUUGUCCAUCAUGGACUACUACCAGCACGAGAUGUACUCCCCUCUGGAGAAGGCCAGCCGGCGGCUCUCCCAGUACAAGGAGUGCUGCCCCCCGGACGGGAGAGCAGGGGACAGACUGAGUAAGGAGGUUGCCAUGGAGAACGCGCCCGUCAGCGCCCAGGCGAGCUCUCUGCGCUUCUCCCUGGAGUCCCUGAACGAGCGGAAUCACGCCGGCCCGUACCCGGACGGCGCGCCGGGUACGGGCCGCAGAGGAGACGCCGUGGGCCCGGCGGACGGGGCUCCCCCCGCCUCCUCCUCGUCCUCCAGCUACUCGGGCAAGCCGGCGGUCGAUCCCGUGGGCUCCCUCAGCGACUCGCUGUACGACAGCUUCUCCUCCUGCACCAGCCAGGGCUCCACCGAGGCAUAGGGGGGGGUGUUGGACACGCCGAGGUCUCGGGCCGCUGGCUCGUCUCCCGAGUGGAUGAUUCUCAUCUCAUGCGAACCUUCAGGGAUUCCUAUUUUGAGCAUCGUGGUCAGAAUGACUUUCGUCCGCAGAGCGCCUUGCUCUCCACCACAGCACUUACACCCCUGGACUUGUAAUAGUCUCACUCAGGGUGUGCUGAACUUCUCAAAGGUUGUAAGGAGUGUGCGGCGAAGGCUCCUCGAGGCCGUGGCCGGUGGGCGACUCGGCUGAUUGCCGUUGAUUGCAUUCCUGUUUGAGAGUAGCUUGAAACCCUCUGGGUCAAUUUUAUGUUUUGCUGCUAAGCACAUUGCCCAAAUGUUGCCAAUGUUAAAUGGCCACCCAUAAUAAUCCAUCAUGGUCUACUUUUAUUUUUUGAAGGCACAUUUUUUCACAAAUCCCAACAUGGUUCAAAUAUAGUUUCAUCCCUUUAAAAAGGUAAAAGCUUGUUAUCUGUGUGUUAUUUUAGCAAACUAUGCAGCCGCAAACAAGAAAACCAACAUUUUUAAAUGACUUAAACAAUCACUGUUCAUCUAAGAAUAUGGAUUCCUUUGCAGCAGGGAUUGUGAUGACAGCUGAAGAAAUGCUUCCACGUGGUACGUUAGUAAGAAGAGGACCUUCCCCCGUGUGACUGGUACCCGGCGUUGUUGGUAGCUCAGGGAACAUGUUGGACUAGAUUGUAAAAAUGUGGACAAAACACAAAAUACACUCAUUAACUUUCCGCUUCUUUGGGUUUCUGUCUCCAAACAUCCGUUUUCCUUUUUUUUCCCUUUCAUAGUUGUAUAUUAUGUUGUGAAUAAAUAUAUAUAAAGAUAAUAUCAGAAGGGGCAUUGCUGAUUGACGUAUGCAAAUGAGGAGAAAAUACCAACAACAAUAACAUGUACAUUGUUUGCCAAUCAUUAAUUUAUAUACAUUGUUUGAAAUAGCAUGUAUCUUUUCCUUAUAGAAUUCUUUCGGGUUUUUUGUUUGAAAUCCUUAUUUUGAUCAUUAAGAGCUAUUACUAAGAUAUUGUAUCACUUUAAGACAUAUUUGAACCUUUUUGUUGAAGUAAUGCCAAAUUUCUACUGGAAUUUGACCAGCUGGUGCUAAUCAACAGUGUGCGUUUCAAUUUUUCUAUGAAGUUGUUAAUAUUGUAUGAAGAGGAGUUGUGUAUUUUUCUAGGUGUCCAGUAUUUAUACCCACAUUUUGUACUGUCAGACUGUAGUGUGAUUGUCAUGCUUCACCUCUCUCCUUAAAUGUUCCUGGUUCCUUUGUAAAGAGAAAUGGUUACCAGCAGUGUUACUUUGGUAAUUAUAAUUUGUGUCAUUAUUAUUACUGUGUGCAAUUUUGUCUGUUACGCCAGACAUUAAUGCUGUAUUUUAUGUAACUAUUUCCUAAAUAAAUAAGAUGAAUUUCCUAUUUCAA
Molecule: messenger RNA, 6702 nt
Organism: Pungitius pungitius (ninespine stickleback)
Lineage: Eukaryota; Metazoa; Chordata; Actinopteri; Perciformes; Gasterosteidae
Product: nck-associated protein 5-like
Exons: 13
Coding region: 1-5265 (1754 amino acids)
Biological process (GO): microtubule bundle formation; microtubule depolymerization
Cellular component (GO): microtubule plus-end
Molecular function (GO): ATP binding
Source: RefSeq, a predicted model, not a curated record